AUGGAGACGGUUGCAGGAGACAGUCCAGACACACCAGUGGGAGCAGAUCCAGACGAUGCUGCAGAAGAUGUUUCUGAUCGCCAAGAGAAUCUCGGCACUGAUCCAGCUGUCCUAGCCUUGAUCGAGGGCCUCAAGGGGCCCAAAACUUCGGUCCAGGUCAUGACCACUAGCGGCUGGAGCUUACCAGUCAUGGAUCCUAAUGUCGCCAAAUCCUGCCUCGUAUUCAUCCCUGACCGGAUAGACAAGGAGAAGAUCAUGGACUUCACCAGUAUCCACCUUGCUUCCCUAAUACCAGCAGAACAAAUUCAGAAUCGCUGGCUGAACAGGAUGGUCCCAAUGCCCGACCAUGUGAUGCAGGCUUACCCCCCUAGCAUCACGUCUUUACUCCAUCAGAUUCUCAAAUCGUAUGCUGGUACCGCCAUUCGGGGUCGUGGAGUCCUGCCAUUCGUACAUCCGUUACAGACCGCUGAUUAUGAAUGGAAUGAGUCAUUGUCAACCUGUCUAUCAGCCGUUCGGAUCCUCGAUAACCCGAUCCUCGGCCCCGAGAAAACCGCGGUAAACCUCAUCAGGAGCGCGAUGUCUAACAUCGAAAAAGAGUACCUCUCAUACAGCCCGAUGGGUGCCUUGGCUGCCUUUCAGGCCUACCUGAUUUACACGCUCGCACUCUACUUCUACGUGGAACAAGAUCGCGACGACUAUCUUGCCAACGCGAUGGUUAUCCUCCAAGCACUAGCACGCCACGUCACACUGCAAGGCCUCGCGGUCCGGUCCAAGGCGUCGAAUUGCCGUCCAAUUUGGGAAGAGUGGGUGGCUGCAGAAGCGAAGCGUCGGACGAUACUAGUCAUGUAUCUGUUUGACACUCUGCUGGCCAUAGGAUACGAACUCCCGACGUACUUGAUGGUGGAGCUGCAGGGGCUGCCCGCUCCAGGUCCAAAGUCUCUCUGGCAGGCGAGGGUCCGGACUGACUGGAAACUGGCGAAUACUGCAUGCGAAACUCACUGGGACAAUGGUGCAUAUCUUCGGAUAUUCGAGCUAUGGCCCCCGCCGCCGACCCUGGAUGCAUUUGAUGCCCAGAGGCGCCGGAACCGCGUUGAUCUCUGGCUCGAGGACGUCGAUGAGUUUGGGACGUUUUUUUAUGCGUUUAUGGCUUCUACCCACGGCCAACGAAUCCCGCAAGAAUUGUCUUGA
Molecule: messenger RNA, 1188 nt
Organism: Clonostachys solani
Lineage: Eukaryota; Fungi; Ascomycota; Sordariomycetes; Hypocreales; Bionectriaceae
Source: the annotation of a GenBank genome assembly